Messenger RNA from Sitodiplosis mosellana (orange wheat blossom midge), 3398 nucleotides. RefSeq names its product myotubularin-related protein 14 (gene EDTP). The coding region runs from base 900 to 2996 and encodes 698 amino acids. NCBI's taxonomy places the organism in Eukaryota, Metazoa, Arthropoda, Insecta, Diptera, Cecidomyiidae. Gene Ontology annotation, biological process: dephosphorylation. The record is from RefSeq and is a predicted model, not a curated record. Gene Ontology annotation, molecular function: phosphatidylinositol-3-phosphate phosphatase activity. The transcript has 10 exons.
UUUCUAUGUUUUCAAUGCAAAGUGCGACGAAUAUUUUGAAAGCAAGCAAGAAAAAUGUUCAAGCAAAGCGCCUGUAUGUCAAUCACAACAACACACACCGUCAAAAAAGAAAAAGAAAAAUCGACAACAACAGCAGCAUCAAAAUAAGUAAUAAAUAAUACUAUAAAGAGCCUACACGGAAGAAUCAAAUGAAGCGAUCACACACAAAAUAUAUAAACACGAGAUAGAAUAAGACGGAAUUAAAUAAUAGAAAAAAAAAGAAGUAAAAUAGAAGUACGAACAGAAACGAAACGAAACGAAAUAAAAAAGAAAAAUUAACAAAACAAAUAAGUGUAAAGAUUUUGCGUGUAAAUUUUGUGUUCACACAACAACAAGCUACAAGUUUAUUAUUACAUUUUCUGCGAUUUAGUUUUUCGUUGGUUUUAUAUUUUUCGUUAAUUGGACACGCAAAAGAGGUGAGCGAGAGAGAGAGAGAGAGAGAGAGAGAGAGAGAAGUGAAAGAAGACACAAUAAUAAUAACAAUAACAAAAACGCGUUUGUAUUUCACUCGAAUCGCAAGAAGGAAGAAGAAAAAAAAACCAAAACAAAAAUAAUCAGAAUCGUGGCGAUUUUGGAAGACUAGUGAGAAAACCAAUCGCAAUCGAAUGUGAAACUAUUGUUGACUGAAUCGAUCGAAAAAUAUCGAAAAUUGUGUUUUUAUUCAAUUUUUCCUGUUGUUCUUCUUUUCACUCGUUGGCAUCAAUAACAAAAGAAAAUAAUAUUAAGUUGGAAAGAAAAAGAAACGAAAAUUCGAAAACGAGAAAAGUGAAUUGUGUUAUUUUUGGGGCCGCACCACAAAAAAAAGACCUGGUGCUUGAAAUUGGGAAAUUAUUUGCAACAAAUGUGGUGUGACAACAAACAUGAGUUCCGAUAUUACUGUAGCUCAUAUCCAUGGAUUGCUUGAAAAUUUCUCGAAAAACGUCUAUCGAGCCAAAGACUCGGAUCAAGGAACAUUGAACAAUGAUGUGAUGGAAAAAUGCUUGAGUUUGUUCCAGUUGGACUAUAAUACGGUUGAAAUAUCGAAUCGUGCGGGUGAAUUGUCUUCCCAUUAUCCGAGCCUGAUUGUGAUACCUGAAAAUGAGAAACAAAAACCGAAUGGCCUUAGUUCAACAAUACAAUCAUGUUCGACCACCACCAGCAAUGGCUCAUUAACGCCACCACUGUCAUCAGCCGCAUCAUCAGUGUUUGGCAUAAGCAAUAUCAGUGUUGCAUCGUCAAAUGCAUCGUCACAGCGUACGCAACAGCAAACCAUUUAUGAAAAUUCAUAUGAACCGAAUAAACUCCGUGACCUGAUCAAUAAAGCGCGUUUUGCACGCAGCCGAACACGUUUCCCCGUGCCGGUCAUUUUGUACAAGGGUAAAUUUGUAUGUCGUUCAUCGACACUCAGCUGUGGACCCGAACUCUACACACGAAGCAGUUUCAACUAUUUGUUCAAUACUGGGCCUGGUGCCGCCAAACAAUCCGGUUCAGACGAUGUCGAUUUAUGCGGUGAAGAUAGCGACGAUGCCAUUGAGGUGAAUGAAAGUUUUACGGACGAACAAGAAGAUGGCAAUAAAUCGAAUUCCGAUUGGCCUCUAUUCGAUCAUGUGCGAAGUCAAGAUAUUCGUCUGUUGAAAACAUUAAACGUUGGCACUAUCGUUGAUUUCAUGGUUGAAAAGAAAAAAGUGAAAUUUGGUUUGAAAGUAACAUCGUCCGAAAAGGUGGAUAAAGAGAAUCGAUACUCCGAAUUCACAUUGAUAUCGCUGCCUUAUCCGGGAUGUGAAUUUUUCCGCGAAUUCAGAGACAAUAACUACUCGCAUGAGUCGUUGGUGUUUGACUGGAGUCAAACACAUGUAAAUGCAGACAUUGGAAUUCCAACCGAUUCCAUAACAACGCAAUUGCUGCACAUUAACUGGGAUCACUACAAAGUGUGGGAUCUGGUGACAAUAACACAAAAUUAUCUAAAACUUUGUUUAAAGUAUUUACAAGAUAAUAGUUCGGGUCUUCUGAUUCACUGCAUCAGUGGAUGGGAUCGAACGCCGUUGUUUGUUUCGUUAUUACGUUUAUCACUUUGGGCUGACGGUGUGAUACAUCAAUCGUUGAACGCAACGCAAAUAUUAUUUUUGACACUCGCCUACGACUGGUUCUUAUUCGGCCAUGAUUUGCCCGAUCGUUUGACCAAAGGCGAAGACAUUUUCGUAUUUUGUUUUUAUGCGUUAAAAUAUAUUCAGGAGGAAGAUUUUAGUGUUAUAAGCCACAGUAGCGUUUCACAUUUCAGACAUAGAAGUAAGCAUAGUAGCGGAAGUAGCAGCAUUGCUGUCAUUCCUCAGGACAAUGAAUCAAAUAUGGAAAAUCUACAGUUCGAUAUAGAUAGUCGUGGCUCAAGCAUAUCACUUAGUUCCGGUGGCAGUCAACAAGAUAUCUACCAACAAAAACUGUCCAGCAAUGACAUGCACGAAAACACAAACGGAAAUAUAGCAAAUUUAUCGAUCAACCAAGAUAGCAACAGUAGUAUAGAAAUCUUACCAGAGCCACCAGUAGCGAAUAGUAAUUCGCCGAUUUCAAAGCGAAGGACAAGUCCUGUAACCGUGCCGUAUUCGUCGAUGCGUCAACGAAAUGAAUCGACAUCAUCCGUUGGUAGCUGGCAGAUGGUGAAUCAAUCGGGUAGCCUGCGUAGUACUGACUCCAAUAAUUUAUUGCUAAAUCUGCGAUCACAAAAUUCCAAUUCACAAGAAUCGAACACAACACUGGUCGAUGAUGACAUUUUUACGUACAAUCAGAAUGCGGUAUUUAUUCGUCGACGUGAUCGGUUGCAGUCCGUUCGAAGCACGUUCUAUUCUGCUUAUUGCAAGGCCAUCGGUUUUAAAUACAAAAACGGUGCUGAGCUAUCGUCACUGGGAAGUAUGCUGGGAAAUAUUGCCGAACGUGUUGGAUUCUCUCAACGAACUCAAAUUGGUGACAAGGAAGAAGCAGAAUGAUAUAAAAAAAACUGCUUUCAAGUGUAGCGACAUGUUGACAUUAUUUGUUUUGAUUUCUCCCUUAUUUCCGAUAUGAGAUAGACAAUUGUGAACCAUUGAGUAGAGCUCUUUGUUUUUCUACUACAAACAUAUGUGAGCAAACAUGGGAGCACACCGCUUAUAUUCGAACACAUGGUUGGACGUUUCGAUUGCACGUGCCGUUUGUCACACACACCCAUACACAUUAUAUACACCACACACUUCAUAAUUUGUAUAUAAGAAAUGAAAUCGCAAUUUAUUUUAGUUGUAAUUUAGCGAAAAUUUUUGUAUAAUAUUUUAUUAUUGGAAAUUGUUUUGUUAAGUUCGACAAAUGAAAUAUUAAAGAAAAAGGAACACAUUUAUUGAGAUGAAAAUUAAUGCAAA